UCUACUGUUACAAAACAAACAACACACUCUUAACACUUUUACAGGAACGCUACAUCCAACAUCAGAUGUCAAUCAAAGUGCCAAAGAGAAAUCACAUAAUCACAUCAUAAUGUUCGAUUUUUAUUUACUUGUUUAAUUUUGUGUUCCAUUUGGGAGCAGUGCUUCCAUGUCCUCCAUGCAUUGUAUUGUGUGAGAAUAGUAUUUAGUAGCAGCAUGUAUUUACUAUGCACUCUCCCAGUGGUGACAUGUAAUAGUAUGUGGUAUGAAUCUGACACAAACACCUAAUAUCUACUUGUUUUCUGGUUUGGUGUGUCUACACCACAAACCAUUUUAAUGUUAGUCCUUCACACUAACACACAGUUUGCUCAGGCUUGAGUCUGAACACAUGUUACUCAGAGGAAACAUGAAAAUAAUUGUAUUAUUCUAACCACAAACACACAAUGCUUUUUAUGUAUCUUUAGAAAUCUGAAGCUGUAAAGUACUAUGAUACUUCACGGAAAAUAAGAACUUUGACCUGCAGCUGACUUGUGUUUUUUUUUGUUGGCCAACACGCGUUUGGAAGCAGCUGAUUGGAGAGCCAGAGGUUUGACGUGGGGCGAGAGGGGGUGGCUGCAGUUCUCAGUGUCCGACACUGGGUGCUGCUGGUCGGGAGGGACGUGCUGCUGCUGCGGUGCCAAAGAGCACGCAGACCGAGGCGCGACGUGGAAUGGCACUUAAAGUGUUUCACGAUCCAACAUUUGAGAUCCAACCACACAAUGAGGGCAGAGUGUCGGCUUUGACCUGGAUCUGACGCUGAAAUAUAAUUCAUCAUUUAACACUUGUGUGAAGAAGAAGCAGCAGCAGUGUUCGUCAUGGACGGCGGGUUGACUAUCACUUUUAUAUCUGUUGCGAUGUUUGUGGGCUCUUUUAUACUUGGAUUCAUCCCGCUGUUGUUCAGACUCACUGAGAAAAGCCUCCAGUUUGUCUCCAUCCUCGGUGCAGGACUCCUGUGUGGGACAGCGCUGUCAAUAGUCAUCCCUGAAGGAGUGGGCUUGCUGGAAAGGUCAUGGAGUGCAUCCUCCUCCCCUGAUGUGCAAUUGAGACAGAAUGCAAGUGAGAAAAACGCUACGUCUACGGAGAUAGGCUCUCCACCUCAGUUCUUCAUCGGAGUGGCUUUAACUUUCGGGUUUACCCUCAUGUUUGUGGUGGAUCAGAUUGGAAGUUACUUUUCCAUGCGGGAUCAAGCGAACAGUGCCGGCAUCACUGCGACUUUGGGACUUGUUAUUCACGCUGCAGCUGAUGGAUUUGCUCUGGGUGCAGCUGUGGCCACAGGACAAGUGUCAGUGCAAGUGAUAGUAUUUUUUGCUGUGAUUCUACACAAGGCGCCGGCAGCUUUUGGUUUGGUCUCCUUUCUGAUGCACGCAGGCCUCGACAGGAAGUACAUCAUGGGACAUUUACUGGCCUUUUCAGCUGCAGCACCUAUAGUUGCCAUCACAACUUACUUCAUAUUACACGCAUCGGGCAGUUCAUCUCAGAGCCAGCUCAGUGCGACAGGUGUAGGAAUGCUCUUCUCGGCAGGGACUUUCCUCUACGUGGCCACAGUGCACAUUCUCCCAGAGGUCAGCAGCAGGACAGGCCAAUCAUCUUCUGACCUCCAGCAGAAUACUGAACAUGAGCAACCACACCACCAUCACCACCAUCAGCGACACCUGGGGCUCCUGGGGAGCCUCACCUUCAUUCUCGGGGUUGGGCUUCCGAUGGUGCUGGCUCUUGGGCUGCAGGACGACUGAGAAACGUCAAUUUAGUGGAAAAGCGCGUUGCCAAAACUGAGAUUAUCUGUCGAAUAGAUAGUACAGGGUAAACUGAACAGAUGGCUCAACGAUGGAGUAGACAGAAUGAACCUUUGAACAGAGUUUACCUUGGGUCAGCUAUUGUUUGUGUGUAACAAUUGCUCUCCAGUGUGUACAAAGAAUCUGAUAGCUAAUAUAUUGUCCUUGUUGGACUGAGAAAAAGGGUAGAAUUUUUUUAUCACGUCUCAUUUACUUUAUUCUUUUUGUGGUCCUUUUAUAAUGCCUGGCAUAGAUAUGCAGGGCAUGGCAUGUUCAGUGGGGAAGUCACAGUAACUGGAUCAAUUUACAGGAAGAAUGAAAUAAUCCGAUACUCUCUCUUACAAAACAAUGGUGUGUCUUUUAUUUGUUAUUCAGCCCAGAACUUGAAAACAGGUUCAGACUUUCAGUCUAUUAAUGUGCAAUAGUGCAGUUUGAGACAGGAAGUGGCACUUUUGUAGUUGUAUAAUUUGAUAUGUAUAUAUGGUAUAUUUGUUAUAUGUAGACCGUCCAGCAGCUCUUUAUGCCUGUUGAACAUGUGAGUCAGACACAGGGUACUGUAACUUUUACAUCCUGAUUUUGGGGUCAUUAAUCUAUUUCUGUUCUAAGUCUGUGUGAAAUAAAAACGUGCCUGCUCAUGUUAUGAUGGUUA
Molecule: messenger RNA, 2457 nt
Organism: Larimichthys crocea (large yellow croaker)
Lineage: Eukaryota; Metazoa; Chordata; Actinopteri; Sciaenidae
Product: zinc transporter ZIP9
Exons: 7
Coding region: 852-1769 (305 amino acids)
Biological process (GO): zinc ion transport; transmembrane transport
Cellular component (GO): membrane
Molecular function (GO): metal ion transmembrane transporter activity
Source: RefSeq, a predicted model, not a curated record